GAAGGGCGAACAAUGCGUGUUCCGUCGGUUCUGGUUACAUUCCUACUGGGAGUGAUCCUAGUUGAUCGUUACGCGGCUGGAGAAGAUCUAGCAGACAAAUCGUGGAUAUCCCAGAUGAAAAAGCUACGCAGUGAUCUUCGAGACUGCUAUCAGUCUGGAAUACACCAAAGUCUGUGGUCCUGCUUCCGCUCAAGAAGCUUGCACAUCUUCGAGGGCAUCAUGUCUUCCCCAGAGAUUUCCAUUUACGAUGGAGUGCGCCUGGUGGCUGCUCCGAAUAGUACUGAUAACGCUACAAGGCCUGACGAUGAGAGGAAGGAUUUGAAGCACUUAACCUGGUUCGAUCAAUUGGCAGUGAGUUUGGCCAAGGGCUUAACCACACACACCUUGCAAGUGAACUUGGGAAAACUGACCGAGAGAUAUCUAAGUAGUGAUACUUCUAACCCAGAUCCUGUGGGAAGUGCCCGGGUGAGAAGACAUCGUUACAACAUGAUCAUUACCAUGAUGUUUGGAGUGACUGCUUUGGGAGCCAUCUUAGUGCCCAUGGGCUUUCAAAUGCUUUCGAUAGUUAGUGGAAAAGCUCUAUUACUGGCCAAGAUGGCUCUGCUCUUAGCCUCUAUUAAUGGCUUAAAGAGGGUGGCCAACAAUGGAUUGCACUAUGGACUGUACCACGUACCUGGAGAACAUUUAGGAGGUUACUACGACCGAGGGGAUGUGAGUCACCCCAGAAAUGUGCCUAUUCCCGUAGCAGUGGCGCCCACUUUGGAUAUGGGAUUGAAGUAGGAAUUUUAAACAUACAUAGAACUGCCUUAAAGUAUACAUUUAAAAGUUCAUAUAGGAAAAUUCGAAAAACUCG
Messenger RNA from Drosophila melanogaster (fruit fly), 853 nucleotides. It is a transcript of the gene Osi23, whose product is annotated as osiris 23. Bases 13 to 780 code for a protein of 255 amino acids. The record is from RefSeq and is marked reviewed. The transcript is spliced from 3 exons. Lineage: Eukaryota; Metazoa; Arthropoda; Insecta; Diptera; Drosophilidae.